Messenger RNA from Phodopus roborovskii (desert hamster), 746 nucleotides. RefSeq names its product TNF superfamily member 4 (gene Tnfsf4). Gene Ontology annotation, biological process: immune response. Lineage: Eukaryota; Metazoa; Chordata; Mammalia; Rodentia; Cricetidae. Gene Ontology annotation, molecular function: tumor necrosis factor receptor binding; cytokine activity. Gene Ontology annotation, cellular component: membrane. The record is from RefSeq and is a predicted model, not a curated record.
CUCCUUCAAUUGCCUGUUGUCUCAGGUUCUGGAACCUUUGUCUAUCUUCUGACCCACAGGCUUGGCUUUGCCCUUGUCUUCUUUGUGGUGAGGAUCAGCCUUCCUCAGGUUCCCCUUUGCCAUAGCUGCAUCUUCUCUGCACGCAGACUGUGAAGAUGGAAGGAGAAGGGGUUCAACCCCUGGAGGAGAGUCUGGAAAAUGGAUCAAGGCCAAGGUUCAAGUGGAAGAAGCUAUCGAUGGUGGUCUCCGGGAUUCAGGGCAUGGGGCUGCUCCUGUGCCUGGUCUACAUCUGCUUGCACCUCCAUCCUUCUCCGGUGAAACAUCCUCCAAUCCAAAGUCUCCAAGCACAAGUUACCAGAUGUGAGAAUGGGAGACUAUUCUUCAGCCUACCCAGAAAUGAGUAUCAAACCAUGAGAGUGAAGAACAACUCAAUCGCCAUCACCUGUGAUGGGCUUUAUCUCAUCUACAUGAAGGGCUCCUUUUUCCAGGAGGUCAAGAUCAACCUUCAUUUCCGGAAGGGUAGAAGUCCCAUCUCUAUGCCCAUGCUGAACAAUGGUCAAAGGGUUGAUUUCCCUAUGGUAGCCUCUUUGGCCUUCAAAGAUAUAAUUUACUUGACUAUAAAUGCUCCUGAUACUCCCUGUGAACACCUUCAGAUAAAUGAUGGGGAAUUGAUUGUUGUCAAUAUAACUCCUGGUAGAUUCUGUGCCCUGAAGAUCUAUAGCACUGUGAACCAGGUGCCACUGUGA